AUGUCAGUCCAAGGGAUACAGGAUAAGAAAGGUAACAAUAUCAUCGAAGGUGACUUCGUCUACCCCAGGUUCAGAGGCGGGUCACAUGAGGGCAAGGUCGAAGCAAUCAUCAAGGAUCAAGCUAGUGCCCAACACGAGGGUGUGGACAGGUGCCCUAAGGUAAGUCGGACAUCAGCGAGACAAUACUUUUCAUCACACCAUUCCAUAAUUAUAUAUGUUGUACUCGCUGUCCUUGACACGCCCCGCAAUAUGUGCAUGUUAAGGGUUAUCUACACUGAUCAGCAUGGCCUCACCACCUCAACACUCCAACAACCCUAG
Messenger RNA from Penicillium expansum, 318 nucleotides. RefSeq lists its product as uncharacterized. The coding region runs from base 1 to 318 and encodes 105 amino acids. The transcript is spliced from 2 exons. The record is from RefSeq and is a predicted model, not a curated record. NCBI's taxonomy places the organism in Eukaryota, Fungi, Ascomycota, Eurotiomycetes, Eurotiales, Aspergillaceae.